CAGACUUGCGUAGGAGUAAAGGGAGGAAUCAUCCUGACAGCUGCCAUUGGGAAAGAGGCACUCGCCGAGCUGAUCAUACCAAAAGUUUCUACAAAAUGUUUCUACAAAUUUUAACCGUUCUUGUUGUUGGUCAUCUGCAAGCUUUCUACUGUACGGUGACCACUGUAGGAGAUCUGGUUGUACUUGAGGGUCAGUCUGUCAACGUUCCCUGCCAUUACAACCCACAGUACACCAGUCAUGUGAAGUACUGGUGCCAAGGCUUGAUGAGAGAGUUCUGUACCAGCCUGGCUCGCACCGAUGACCUUGAAUCUGCCCCGAAUGGGAUGGGACGGGUGACGAUCGCUGAUGACCCCACUCAGCAUGUGUUCACCGUGACCAUGCGGAAUCUGAUGGAGGGGGAUUCAGGGUGGUACUGGUGUGGUGUGGAGGUCGGGGGAAUGUGGAUUUCUGACAGCACGGCCUCUCUUUAUAUCAGUGCCGUUCAGGGCGUGUCAGUGUUGAGCAGUGCGGUGAGUGCAGAUGAAGGAGACAGCAUCAGUGUUCAUUGUAACUACAGUCAAAACCUCAGGUCCAGUGAAAAGAGAUGGUGUCGCAGUGGUGACUGGAGCUCCUGUGUGGUGACGGACUCAAACGGGAUGUUCAGCAGUAAACAGGUGCUCAUCCGUGAUGACAGAAAGAGCGCGUUCACCGUGACGUUUCAGCAGCUGGAGAGGCGAGAUUCAGGGUAUUACUGGUGUGCGGCGGGUCAAAAUCAGGUGGCUGUUCAUGUGUCAGUCACUCCACGCACUACAACAGCAUCUUCUGUCCAGAUUGGGUCAACAGCUGCACUUCAACCCUUGAUGAAGUCAGACGAUUCGCACAGUCACCGUCUUUUGGAGUCCCCGUGGAUUGUGUGUGGGAUUGUGUUGUGUUGUGUUGUGAUAUUUGCGUUUCUGGCAAUUUUGACAUUUCGUCAACAGUGUAAGAAGAAACACAAACAUCAAGAGACAAGUGAAUUGAAUGAUAAACUCACAAUGUGUCCAUGGAAAGAAGGCGACUACAAGAACACUUCGGUCAUUUUCCUGAACACGCCAGCUCAUCAGGUUCACGUGGUUUGAUAGAGAACACGUGGCAAGUCCUUCAUUACAGGAAGCACAAAAAAACACUUGACCACUUAAAGGACGCAUUUCCUGGGUAUGACCCAACGUGGCAAGUAUGAUGACUUUAUUGACUUUAUAUAACCAAAAACACCUGAUCUCUUCAUUCAUUUGCAAUUCUUUGUAAUUCUAAAGAAAGAAACAACAUACAUUUGAACAGCAUAAAUUGAGUGAGUGAUAACAUUUUUUAAGUUUAGGUAUAUUAAGUGAGAUGCUGAGUUGUGUGCGGCGUAGAGAUCAUUUUCCAUUUUAAUGCAUCUGUCAUGUUAUGCAUUUCUUGCCUGUCAGAAGCGAACCCUGAGGUUGUUAAAAACAGUUCAGAAUGUGUGAAUAAUGUGUGAAAAACACUAUAACACACUGUUUUAACACUAUGUAACGGCUUAGCUUUUGCACAAAAAUAAAUAACAGCUUAAUUUGCAUUCACUUUCUCAUAUCACAUGAAACAGUCAAAUAAAUUAUAGGAAUCAAAGGAUAGAGUACGGU
This is a messenger RNA of Triplophysa rosa, 1619 nucleotides long. RefSeq names its product polymeric immunoglobulin receptor (gene pigr). NCBI's taxonomy places the organism in Eukaryota, Metazoa, Chordata, Actinopteri, Cypriniformes, Nemacheilidae. The transcript is spliced from 8 exons. The record is from RefSeq and is a predicted model, not a curated record. Bases 96 to 1097 code for a protein of 333 amino acids.